AUGGAAAAUGAGUUUUAUCUUAAACUAGUAAUAUUAACUAGAAAACUGUUGGAAACUGAAGGAGUUAGGCAUUUUUAUUUAUCCCGUCGUACAGUUAUUGAAAGUAGAUCAAGUGUUGUAUACGAUUCCUAUGGAGAUGAUUCUUCUAAUUCUACUGAUGAUUACAAUAAUGUAACCUUUCCUCGAGAAUUUGAUGCAUUUUCUGGAAAGUCAUACUUCUCAUACGAAGAUACAAAAGAUCCAUUCAACGAAGUAAAUGUAACGAAUGACUAUUAUUUUGAUAAUAAAAGUCGUGAAAUAUAUUCAGAUGAUAAUGGAUGGUAUAAUUAUGAUUUUAAUGAUGAAUCUAACGUGAAUGAUGGAAAUGAUAUAAUUGAUGAAACAAAUGAAAACGAUAGAUAUUAUGACAGUGAUUAUUAUACAGGGAGGGAUCGGGACGAAAUCUGGCAUAAACAGUAUGAGUUCGAAAAACAACAAACCAAUGAAACAAAUUAUACAACUCAAAGUCCUAAUGAAAACACAGAGGGAAAGGAAAACCAAACAACGACAACAACGACAAUAAAGAUGACGUCAGCAUCAGGCGUAAAAAGUUGAGAUGAUGUUACAUUAUUAUUCAUUUAUUAAAAAUAAGAUCCCAUAUUUUUUUAAAGAUGUAAACAGAAUAACUGAUAAAAGUGUACUUAAAAUUGCUGAAAACCGUGUUACUUGUUAUGUCAUAUGUUAAUGUCGGGUAGCCGGUAAAUUUGAGGGACAUUGUAAUGUUGACCAAAGAUGUAAGAAGUAGUUUGAAGAGGUCAGAAAGGUUUUGUAGACGGUUUUUGUUAUGGUAUGGUACCAGAUGGUUGAGGAUUGAAAAUAUAGAAACAUUUUUGUUCUUCCAAAUUUGAUACCACCUGUCAGUAAUGUCAAGGCAAUCAGCUUAUUGGGGAUUCAAAGAAAAAUAAUCAAGCCUAGUAGCAAAAUAAAUACAUUUAGACGAGUA
Molecule: messenger RNA, 982 nt
Organism: Schistosoma haematobium
Lineage: Eukaryota; Metazoa; Platyhelminthes; Trematoda; Strigeidida; Schistosomatidae
Exons: 3
Coding region: 1-594 (197 amino acids)
Source: RefSeq, a predicted model, not a curated record